UAGGCCUAAAGACAGUUGGGAACAGCAUUAUUAUAGUCUUAAACAAGACUUAUAUAAUUAUUUAUUAUUCGACGCAACAUAGAAGACCAUUGACGAUGGGGCUGAUUUAAAGAAAGCUUCUCAACAAAGCAUGCAAAUCACGUCACGCGUCGGCUGGAAAAACCAACCCCUGCUCGAGAGAGAAUUUAUGCUGAUUUCGACAUGACAGAUUACGAAGUGUCAGUUCAACAACUCAACGAUCUGUUGACAGACGAAAAUGGACACUUCCACAUGCCUUCUAAAAACUUUAAUGAAGUCUACGCCGGAAUACUCCUUGGGGACCAGUCUGUCAUCAGAAAUGUGACCCGUCUGAAGCAGCUGGGAGUGACGCAUAUCCUGAAUGCAGCGGAAGGCGAGUCAGACAUGCACGUGAACACUAGUGCAGAGUUUUAUUCUGGAUCGGGAAUCAUCUAUCAUGGAGUACCAGCAUUUGACACGGACCAUUUUGACCUCAGCAGAUAUUUUGAAGAGGCUUCUGAUUUCAUUAAAAGGGCUUUGUCAAUAAAAGUUUUUACAGGUAAGGUUUAUGUUCACUGUCAGAAAGGCUACAGUCGUUCAGCUACACUGGUCAUUGCAUAUCUGAUGCUGCAUCACAGGAUGACUGUACAUGAUGCUGUGGCCUUAGUGAGAGAAAAACGUGAAAUUGGACCAAACGAUGGAUUUCUACGUCAGCUUUGUGAGCUAAACAACAGGUUGAAAGAUUAAGAAAGAGUGUGUGAGAAGUAGUUUGAUUUUUUCUGAAAUUCUUCUUUUUUUGUUAUCAAUUAAUGUUUGUCUCUGUUAUGUCAAGCUUUUUAGUUUUCUUACUGUAUAUGUUAUAGAUGAUAUAUAUACAUACUUCAUAUAUAAUUAACAUUUAUUUACUUGGCAACAUGCUUUGUUGUAGCAAACUGGUACAAAAUAGUGUAAAUGAGAAAAUGUGUUGGAAACAUUAAUCUAAGAGGUGACUAUAACAAAUAUUAGCAGUUUAUCUACAUGCAAACUACAAUUUGUUUGAAAAAUAACAUUUUAUAUUUUUGGUGACUGGUGAGUGUGUGAUCAGUCAUGUCAUGUGGAAUGAAUGUUUUCUGUAUCUCCUGACCUCUAGUGGUGCUGUGAAUGAUCAAAGACAGUAAAAAAGUAUUUCCCUCUGAGAGCAGACUUAAUUUCGAUGAUUAACUGUUUAAUUUAUCUACAUAUUGUAUGCAAACCCAUACCUAAGUUCAUAUUAGACUGUUUUAAUGCAUCAAUGAAGAAUAUUUCAUGUCAGCGAUUGCACAGAUUGGGUACAUUUAUUUUUUCUGAUGUUUGAACUUUUUUGACAGGUUAUGUGAUUCAGUUGACUAAUAAAAUCAUCUACAACGAUAAAAAAAGCCUCCUAAAGGGAUAACCCCCCCAAAAAAAAUAAUUUAUUCAUCCUCAUUUCAUUCCA
Triplophysa rosa is the source of this 1450-nucleotide messenger RNA. RefSeq names its product dual specificity phosphatase 3b (gene dusp3b). The record is from RefSeq and is a predicted model, not a curated record. The transcript is spliced from 3 exons. Gene Ontology annotation, cellular component: cytoplasm. Gene Ontology annotation, biological process: protein dephosphorylation; negative regulation of MAPK cascade. Bases 202 to 744 code for a protein of 180 amino acids. NCBI's taxonomy places the organism in Eukaryota, Metazoa, Chordata, Actinopteri, Cypriniformes, Nemacheilidae. Gene Ontology annotation, molecular function: MAP kinase phosphatase activity; protein tyrosine/serine/threonine phosphatase activity.